Molecule: messenger RNA, 659 nt
Organism: Elgaria multicarinata webbii
Lineage: Eukaryota; Metazoa; Chordata; Lepidosauria; Squamata; Anguidae
Product: GTPase IMAP family member 1-like
Exons: 3
Coding region: 1-564 (187 amino acids)
Molecular function (GO): GTP binding
Source: RefSeq, a predicted model, not a curated record
AUGCCAGGGACUGGACCUGGGACCUCCAGCAUGCAAAGCAGGUUCUCUACCAUUGAGCUCUUGCCUCUUGCCACGCACCGGCACCAUGCAAACAUGCAGUUGCUGACUGGCUCGAUACCCCUGGUGUGGGAGCGGGCUCUGGAUCUCAGCAAGGGUUACCUUCUCACAAGAAGAGAGCUGUUGUGCCGUGAGAUCAAGCCCCUUAUUGACCUCUCCAGGCCCAGCCCUCAUGCGCUGGUGUCCGUGACCCAGGUGGGCUGCUUCAUGAAGGAAGACGAGGCGGUGGUGAAGCACGUCCAGGAUGUGUUUGGAACAGAGGCCACUAAGCACAUGAUCGUCUUGUUCACCCACAAAGAAGAUUGGGCUCAUCUACACCAAGAUGUCAAAAAGUCAGAUAACAAGGCUCUCCUGGACUUGAUUAAGAAAUGUGGGGACCACAUCAGCGCUUUCAAUAACAGGGCAGCUGGAGAAGAACAGGAGGGGCAGGUCUCUUUGCUGAUGGAAACAGUCCUGAGAAUGGUUCAUGAGAAUGGAGGGAGGCAUUAUGUCAAUGAGUUGUACUAGGAGGAAGUACUUAAGGGAUAAACACAUUAAUGUUAUAUGGCAGAGAACAGAAAAGCCAGAAGAAUGGCAGAAGGUGCUUGGUCUUUGAAGAUGAA